AAACAAGAAAGGAAAAAGAAAAUAAUAGGAGUGGUUGAUCAGUUAUUAUACAGUCGGUCGUCGAAAAAAGAAACACUAUCGGAAGCAAUGGCGAGCAGCACUGCGAAUGGAGGUGGCGGCGGGGAAGAGGAAGCGAAGCAAUUAGCUGCUGAGCUCUCCAAAACCCUAAAGGAAGGCGAGAGAAUCCUCGCUCCGACCCGGAGGCCCGACGGCACGCUCCGCAAGCCCAUCCGGAUUAGGGCUGGAUAUGUUCCCCAAGAGGAAGUCGCCAUUUACCAAUCCAAAGGCGCCCUCUGGAAAAAGGAAAUGGCGGCGUUGCAGGAGGAGGUGCCGCCCGGGUACGAUCCUGUGAUGGAGGCUCCAAAGGCUAAGUCGAAAUCAGCGAAGAGGAAUGAAAGGAAGAAAGAAAAGCGUCUGCAGGCUGCUCUUGAAAAGGAAAAGGAUCUAGAAGAUAAUGGUAUUUCAUCUGCUGAAACUCAGAACCAUGUAUCAGAUCAAGUGGAAUCUGUUGCGUCCCAGAUAAAUGAGCUUGCCAUCUCUUCGAAUCCUGUCAACCCUCCAUCAAAUUCAACUGAAUCUUCAACAACAGGGGAUCAUCUUCAGGAAAUUGAUAAAAAAAUCCGAGCACUCAAAAAAAAGAUUCGGCUAACAGAGGCCCAGCAGCAGAAAACGGAUAUAAAGGAUAUGAAGCCGGAACAGUUAGAGAAGGUGGCUAAACUGGAAGGUUGGCACAAUGAAUUAAAGCUUUUGGAGGAUAAAAAGGAUGAACUUGCAGCUUUGGCAACCUGAACUGAUCUUUGUGUUGUAGGGUGAAGGAGCGAUACUAUCUAGGGUUACCUCAUGACGUGUGAUUACUGCAUUGAUAUGCCCAGAUUUUGUUUUUUAGAUGUGUGUGUACUUUAGGCAUGCUACUUCUCUUGUUUAGCUAGCUUCUUCUCAUGCAUGUUUCCACCAACAGUAGGUUGAAUCAACUUACUAGUCUCUAUAUUCACUACCAAAUUCAAACACAUUUCUUUUCUUGCUUCUGCAUUGAUCUCUUAUGACUGUAUGAUUGCUUGGCUGUAUUUUACCCAGCUUCUUGCUCAAUCUAAUUCUGAGUUUAAUUGGACAUUCA
This is a messenger RNA of Ipomoea nil (Japanese morning glory), 1114 nucleotides long. Its product is annotated as partner of Y14 and mago-like. Gene Ontology annotation, biological process: exon-exon junction complex disassembly. The record is from RefSeq and is a predicted model, not a curated record. The transcript is spliced from 4 exons. NCBI's taxonomy places the organism in Eukaryota, Viridiplantae, Streptophyta, Magnoliopsida, Solanales, Convolvulaceae. Gene Ontology annotation, cellular component: cytoplasm; exon-exon junction complex. Bases 88 to 789 code for a protein of 233 amino acids. Gene Ontology annotation, molecular function: RNA binding.